Molecule: messenger RNA, 2731 nt
Organism: Cucurbita pepo subsp. pepo (vegetable marrow)
Lineage: Eukaryota; Viridiplantae; Streptophyta; Magnoliopsida; Cucurbitales; Cucurbitaceae
Product: two-component response regulator ORR24
Biological process (GO): phosphorelay signal transduction system; cytokinin-activated signaling pathway
Molecular function (GO): DNA-binding transcription factor activity; DNA binding
Source: RefSeq, a predicted model, not a curated record
UGAAGGCUGCAAAAUGGCAUAAAAAGGGAACAAAGCACUAAUUUUUAUGCCCCCAUUUGACAUUUUCUUAUAAAAAUAUUUGCUGUUCUUGUCCUCUGUCGAAGGAAUUUUGGGUUUCACACAGACCCAGAAGAGGGGGAAGAAGAAGAAGAAGAAGAAAGAAGAACAGAGUGUGAAGUUUAAGGUUCACCAUGACUGUGGAGGAUCGAAGAGCUAAUUUGGUGGGUGAAAAUGGGGUUAUGGAUCAGUUUCCUAUUGGUAUGCGUGUUCUUGCUGUGGAUGAUGACCCCAUUUGCCUUAAGGUUUUGGAGAAUUUGCUUCGUAAAUGUCAAUAUCAUGUUACAACGACGAAUCAGGCGAUUCAGGCACUUAAAAUGUUGAGGGAAAACAGAAACAAGUUUGAUUUGGUUAUCAGUGAUGUGAACAUGCCAGACAUGGAUGGUUUUAAGCUCCUCGAGCUCGUAGGCCUUGAAAUGGACCUACCCGUUAUCAUGCUGUCUGCGCAUAGCGAUACCGAGCUUGUAAAGAAGGGAGUUUUUCAUGGUGCUUGUGAUUAUUUGCUGAAACCCGUUCGAAUUGAGGAGCUGAAGAACAUAUGGCAACACGUCCUCCGAAGAAAGACUUCCUCAGCUAAGAACCAAAACGAGUGCACUAAUGGAAAUGACACUUUAUGUCAAACUGUUGAAGUUGUAAAAGGUUUCCCGUCUGCGGCGAGUGCUGAUAACGGGAAACCUGGUAAAAGGCGGAAAGACGACGAUGACGAUGAGGAAGGAGGUGAAGAAGAGAGCGCAUACGAGACCGACGACUCCUCGUCCCAAAAAAAGCAAAGGGUAGUUUGGUUCGGUGAGCUGCAUAGAAAGUUUAUUGCAGCUGUUAAUCAUUUGGGCUAUGAAAAGGCCGUUCCUAAAAAGAUCCUCGAUCUAAUGAACGUCGAAGGACUCACAAGAGAAAACGUCGCUAGCCAUCUUCAGAAAUACAGGCAGUACCUUAAAAAAAUGUGUACUAAGGAAGCUCAGCAAUGUAAUAUGAUGGCUGCAUUUGGAGGUAAAGACACCUCCUUCAGGCCCAUGGCUUCACUCAAUGGAUUUUCAAUGACGGGAACGGGAAGGCUCUCGAACGCUACGUUCUCGUCGUAUCCCUCUCGAGGAAUCGUUGGUAGAUUAAACUCUACUGCUGGAUUGAGCUUACACGGUAUUGCUUCCUCGGGAAUGAUCCAACAGGGUGCUUCCCAUAACUUGAGUAGCUCAUUGAAUAUACUCGGGAAACCCCAUCCGACUCUCUUGCUUUCAAACAGACCGCCGAGUAUAUUCAACAGUAUUUCGACGCCAUCAGAUCACAUCCAGUCGCAUUGGGACAAACACAACGCACCAUUUAAAGAGUCGAAUUUGAUAAAUGAUGUCUCGAGUUUUACAGUUUCCACGAGCUUCCCUGAUUCUAGAGUGGCUGUUGGUUGCUCAAGCAAUUUUGACUUCGGUGUUUCGAGCCAUUCGUUGAUGUUACAAGGACAUAAGCAACAGAGUCAUGGCAGCGGAGAGUUUCGAGAUCAGUCUUGUUUUAAGGUAUCUCCAAUCAACCCGGAACCCGUAGGCUGCAGCACAGGCGUUUCUAACAUUUUGGGCGGUCAUGGUCAGUCGAACAAAAACUGGCAGGGUGUCUCGCUCACUGGAACUUACCCUUCUGAUGGAAUGCCUGCGAUUAAUUUGACGAUUUCUUCGGCUCAGCCCGAUAACGAAAACUUUCCUGUUGGUUUUCCUUCGACUAGCGUGGACUCGAGUUCUCAGCUUGAUUUAAGAGGGGAGACGCAAUGCUACGACGAACUAAUGGAUCGGGUUGUCGAUGCCAUGAAUGACAGAUCAAAGCAACAAUGGGAAACAGCUAAACAGAAUUACUAUGGCAACCAUAGUUCUAUAUUGAGAAACUCUCUUGUUUCUGGGAAUAGUGUUGCAGAUCCCUUGGACCCGAGUUCAGCAGAUCCGAACAAUGCGAUCUGUCUCGAAAACAUCGGUAGCUCUUUGACUAACCAGUUGAAUAACGACGCUCCCGCCUUCAUUCAGCAAGACGCAGAAACGUUGAUGAUGGAGACUUGGAUGAACUUCGACGGAAAAAGUCUCAUGGAUCCAACAAAGCUACACUAUAGUUUUAGUUCCCUGGACGAGUAGAUGAAUGCUUUGUCGAAACAGGUAUCGUCAAGACGUUUCCUUUUUUCGUAACUAUAUUCAAUUGUUCUCCUAGUUGUAUUCGGAUUACUCGAACAAUAUUCCCCCUUGGUUCAAGAUCGUACAGAUGUAAGAACGAGGACAGAAUAGCAUACGUUUUAGCAGAAUGUAAAAGAGUGGGGCUCGAUGUAACCGGUUACUUAGUUAGAUUAGCGGGACGGGUAAAGGGUUAGUAAGGUCAUAGUUGGUUUUCGAACGGAGCAGGGAGCUCUCGAAUCCGCUCGACAAGUUGUUUCUCAUUUACGUCGCUAUGUGAUGCAGGAUCAUGAUCGAUCUAAUUAAAUAAAUGACGAAUUUGGAUUUGAUACUCACUCUCGGGUCUCUCGGGUCGUCGUGUAUAUGAAGACUCUUGCUGCUGCUGAAUGAUUGGAAAAGGGGAAUGAUUUUUAGAACAGAAUCCCAACACUGUAUCUUCAUGUUUCUUUGAUGAUGUAGUUCUCUUAUCAUUAGCUAUAUUUCUUGCCUGGUUGAUUUGUUACUAGAAUAAUGACAGGAGAACUCGUUCUAUUCUUCUA